GCACACCGAUCCCUCCAAUCCCACUACCUCUCAAUUCCGCGCUUUAACAACAGAAAGAAAUCCACACAUUUCCCUUUCAAUGGCACGAACCAAGCAAACAGCGCGCAAGUCCACCGGCGGCAAGGCUCCUCGGAAGCAGCUCGCCACAAAAGCCGCUAGAAAGUCCGCUCCGGCAACCGGCGGAGUAAAAAAGCCGCACCGUUUUAGGCCCGGCACGGUGGCGCUGAGGGAGAUCCGAAAGUACCAGAAGAGCACGGAGCUUCUGAUCCGGAAGCUCCCGUUCCAGCGGCUGGUGCGCGAGAUCGCACAGGAUUUCAAAACCGAUUUGCGGUUUCAGAGUAGCGCUGUUUCCGCGCUUCAGGAAGCGGCGGAGGCUUAUUUGGUUGGGUUGUUUGAGGAUACUAAUCUUUGUGCCAUUCACGCAAAGCGCGUCACCAUCAUGCCUAAGGAUAUUCAACUUGCAAGGAGGAUCAGGGGCGAGAGGGCUUGAGGUUUUAAAAUGUUUCGUCACCGCUAGGAUACGUUAAAAUAGGAUCUGGUUCAUGUAGUUUGGGGUUUUGGUGUAUUUAGUCUAUCGUGAGGGUUGGGAUUGUUAGUAUGAAGAUGUGGAGUUAAAGAUAUCUGGCUUAUUAGUAGUUUAGUGAUUACUUUGAAUUUGCUGAUUGGGUUAAUGAAUUGAAAGGUUGAUUGCAAUGAAUUUUGGCUUCAUCUAAUUCUUCUUC
Glycine soja is the source of this 722-nucleotide messenger RNA. Its product is annotated as histone H3.2. NCBI's taxonomy places the organism in Eukaryota, Viridiplantae, Streptophyta, Magnoliopsida, Fabales, Fabaceae. The record is from RefSeq and is a predicted model, not a curated record. The coding region runs from base 80 to 490 and encodes 136 amino acids. The transcript has a single exon. Gene Ontology annotation, cellular component: nucleosome. Gene Ontology annotation, molecular function: protein heterodimerization activity; structural constituent of chromatin; DNA binding.